Molecule: messenger RNA, 1173 nt
Organism: Colletotrichum gloeosporioides
Lineage: Eukaryota; Fungi; Ascomycota; Sordariomycetes; Glomerellales; Glomerellaceae
Exons: 7
Source: RefSeq, a predicted model, not a curated record
GCACCUUGCGCAACUGAAGCUCUUAAUUUCACCUCAUCUUGUGAAGCGACUGAGUUCAACUCAGAAUGUCUGUGUAAAGACCGUAGUUUCAUAGAAACCUACCGGAUUUGCGUUCGCGCUUUCUGUACCAUCGGGCCUCUAUUCGAGGCUAAGAAUGCAACAUGGACAUGGUGUGACUAUCCAUAUUCCGAUCAGCAGGGAUCGGUGGCAGGGAGAAUAAUCAUUGUCGGGGUGACCGCCAUCUUUUUCUUCUUGCGUCAGAUCGCCAAAGCCAUGAAGCUAUCUCAAUGGGGUCUAGAUGACUGGACUCUGAUACUCGGAUAUUUAUUCACUCUCUCUUUCGCGGUUUCAAAAUUCUACGGUUACGAGCUUGGCAUUGGCCGAGAUGUGUGGUCACUAUCCCACGACGAAAUCAACAGAUUCAUGCGGGUGUUCUUCGCUUUUGAGAUAAUUUACACCGUCAGCAUCGGCACACUGAAAGCAUCGAUCUUGUUCUUCUAUCUACGGGUUUUCAACCUCGUCAGUCCCACCUUCACGAUGAUUCUAUGGUGUACUCAAGCUUUCAAUAUUCUCAACUGUGUCGCCUUCACAAUUGCGAAUCUGAAUCAGUGCAAGCCUUUCUGGUUUGCCUGGGAAGGCUGGGACGGGCGACAUCCUGGGUACUGCGUUAACCUUACCGCCAUGCUGGUAUCGCACGGGGCAAUCAACAUCGCUUUGGAUGUCUGGAUGUUGGUUUUGCCCGUAACACAGGUCCUGUGGUUGAAUCUGCGGAAACGACAGAAGCUAGAGAUCCUGUGCAUGUUUGGAUUGGGUAUCAUCAUCACCAUCGUCAGUGCUAUACGUCUGAGAGUGUUGUUGAACUUUCGAAACUUUACAGAUCCGACGUAUGACGCCUUUUGGCUACACAUGUGGUCAUAUGUUGAGCUUUCUGUCGGUAUCAUUGUUGCUUGCUUGCCAUCUGUACGUCAGCUAUGGCGUGACCUUGUCCCGAAGUUCAAGAGGAAGAUCGGGGUUAACCCGCCGUCACAUGCAUCAACAAUACCUGAAGGAUCUGCGAGGAGACUUAAAGAUAUCCAUUCACUUAAUGGAGACCAGCCGAGUCCCACGAGUGGAAGUGCUUUCAUGUCAACGGCGUCAUCGCCAGCACGGACACGAAGUGGUAAUACAGUUUAA